AUGUUAGGUGUUGAUUGUUGUUUUUGUCAAUGGGGUGGAGAUGCGCGAACAUUUAUCAGCACUAAUCCUCUUAUUAAUUGGACUUAUAUCAGCGAAUUAGAUUAUUGUGCUGAUGGAAAAGCUUCACUAGAUCAUCUAGAUGGUCAGAAUAUCAAUCCAUGCUCACUUAAUGAUCCUUAUGGAACAAAUUUUACAGUUCCUGCGCAACAAUUCAAUGUAGCUACUUUACCGAUAUUAUCAGAAGAAACUUUAUACAUGUACUAUAGAGAAAGAUUUCGUUCGAGUUAUGAUGGAAUCAAAGGUCAUGAUUUUCAAGCUUGGAUACCAAUAGAAUUUAUGGAGAAUGAUAUUCCAAAACCUAUGAAAUUUUAUAAUAAUUUUACUCUUAAUAUUCAAUAG
This is a messenger RNA of Adineta steineri, 399 nucleotides long. NCBI's taxonomy places the organism in Eukaryota, Metazoa, Rotifera, Eurotatoria, Adinetida, Adinetidae. The record is from the annotation of a GenBank genome assembly.